GGCAGAAGUGUGAACUUUGGCUCUGCGGAUGUGUCUUUACUUUGGCCGAUGUCUUGUUAGGAGCCACCCUGCACCGCCUCAAGUUUCUGGGACUCUCUAAGAAAUACUGGGAGGACGGCAGCAGACCCAACCUACAGUCCUUCUUCAACAGGAUACAGAAGCGCUUCGCCUUCAGGAAAGUGCUGGGGGAUAUCCACACCACGCUCCUCUCAGCAGUGGUUCCCAACGCCUUCCGGCUGGUCAAGCGGAAACCUCCCUCCUUCCUCGGAGCCUCCUUCCUGAUGGGAUCUCUGGGGGGAAUGGGAUAUUUUGCUUAUUGGUACUUAAAGAAAAAAUACAUCUAGUGCUGGCUGCUUGGUGUUUAGUUUGGUGUCUGUGUGCUGUGUGAAAUUAUGAUGAAGCCUCAGUAACUGUAAUGAAAUUUGAAGCAAGGUAAUGAAUAAUUCUAUUGUUUAAUGUAACAUUCCAUAGUCUAGAAUUAGAAACGUAUACUGCAAGGAAAUAAGACAACAGCAACAACAAAAACGCGUCAACGUGUAAAUGCCUUUUUUAGGUUUAAGUAUUCAACUCCAGCGAGAGGCUCAGAGGUUCAUGGGCUCAGCCAUGCCCACUGGGAAGCACUUCUGGCACCGGCCGGCUCCAGUGGGAGACAGGGGAACCCCAGGAAGUUUCCCAAUGCCCAAGUUAACUACCGGGACUUGGAUUCUUGGAUCUGUACGUUUGCGUUUCCAAAUUCUUCACUGGCCAUAUUUCACACAGGCAGGUAGUGGGGACUUUCUUCUUCUACAAGAUGUUGUGCUGUCGUGCUCAGAGGUUUCCUGGGAGCUGGGUGCAGUAGUUGGUCGCGGUCGAGGUGGAUUUGUGCUCUUCAAGUUUCCAUUUUUUAAAUUAUUUUCCUUAAAAGGAAUAUUUUUUAUUGAGCUGCUUUUAGAACGUGUCCACUUUCUACGUCUGGUUUUGGUGGGCUUUUUUUUAAAGACUUCAAUGUCUGUCUUUAACUGCCACACUUUUUUCCUGAGCUAAAUAAUUUUGACUUCCAUCCUGAAUUUGGAGAUUAUUUUUUUAAGCCUUUUGGUUCUGUCUCUUGAGUUUUCCUUCAUGAGUUUGCAAAGCAUCUUUCACCGACUGAGCAUAUCUGGACUCUGAAAAAGUACGAGCAUUUUCAGAACUUUUCAGCACUUUCCUGAAGGCACUUUGGCUUUCUCUUCCAUCGGGGGCUCUUUUCUGGCAUUUCCUCGCUGUGUGUUUCCUUAGAGACACUUUGCACAGAAUCACAUUGAUGACUUUCUUGUGCCUUUUGCAUGUUGGAAAGAAUAACGGGCCUCACUGCUACUCAUGCUUUGAAAACUGAGAUCCUCAAUAAACCUUAUGGGAGGAGUAA
Merops nubicus (carmine bee-eater) is the source of this 1381-nucleotide messenger RNA. RefSeq names its product ganglioside-induced differentiation-associated protein 1-like 1. Lineage: Eukaryota; Metazoa; Chordata; Aves; Coraciiformes; Meropidae. The transcript has a single exon. The record is from RefSeq and is a predicted model, not a curated record. The annotation marks the transcript as partial.